This is a messenger RNA of Hippocampus comes (tiger tail seahorse), 2852 nucleotides long. RefSeq names its product glutamate decarboxylase 2 (gene gad2). Gene Ontology annotation, cellular component: cytoplasm. Bases 1 to 1755 code for a protein of 584 amino acids. Gene Ontology annotation, molecular function: pyridoxal phosphate binding; glutamate decarboxylase activity. The record is from RefSeq and is a predicted model, not a curated record. The transcript is spliced from 16 exons. Lineage: Eukaryota; Metazoa; Chordata; Actinopteri; Syngnathiformes; Syngnathidae. Gene Ontology annotation, biological process: GABA shunt; GABA biosynthetic process.
AUGGCGUCCCCGGGUUUCUGGUCCCUCGGUGCCGGGGACAAUUCGGGCAGCCGGAGCCCCAACACGCCCCGGGCUUGGUGCCAGGCAGCGGCCCAGAAACUCUCCGGAGGGCUGGGAUCCAAAUUAUGUGCGCUCCUGAACGUGAACGAGGGAGACAAAGGUGCAGCCGAUCCCCCAGCCGCCAAGCAGCAACCUCACGCGGCAGAGGGCAGCUGCGGAUGCACCAAAGACUGCAACUGCACUAAAGCCGCCGUGCAAGGCUUCUCCGACCUUUACUCAACAGACCUCCUCCCGGCCAUGGACGGCGACGCCAAGACUCUGAGCUUCUUGCAGGAGGUGGUGGACAUCUUGCUGGCCUACAUCGUGGAGUCGUUCGAUCGCGACACCAAAGUGAUCGACUUCCACUACCCCAGCGAGCUGCUGCAGAUGAACAACUGGGAGUUGCAGCACGAGCCCAGCACGCUGGACGACAUCUUGAUCAGCUGCCGCGCCACCCUCAAGUACGCCAUCAAGACAGCCCACCCCAGGUACUUCAACCAGCUGUCCACUGGCUUGGACAUGGUGGGCCUGGCUGCUGAUUGGCUGACGUCCACCGCCAAUACCAACAUGUUCACGUACGAGGUGGCUCCGGUCUUCGUCCUGCUGGAGUACGUGACGCUCAAGAAAAUGCGCGAGAUCAUCGGCUGGCACGAGGGCCGCGGCGACGGCAUCUUCUCGCCCGGUGGAGCCAUUUCCAACAUGUACGCCAUGCUUCUGGCCCGUUUCAAGAUGUUCCCUGAAGUCAAGGAGAAAGGAAUGUCAUCCGUUCCCCGGCUGGUGGCCUUUACCUCCGAACAUAGUCAUUUCUCCAUCAAGAAGGGAGCAGCAGCUCUUGGGAUCGGCACCGAGAGCGUCAUCUGCAUCAAGGCCGACCAAAGUGGCAAAUUGAUCCCCGCAGACCUCGAGCGGCGAAUCCUGGAGGCCAAACAGAAGGGUUUCGUGCCAUUUUUCGUGAGCGCCACGGCGGGCACGACGGUGUACGGCGCCUUCGACCCGCUCAUUGCCAUUUCUGACAUUUGUAGGAAGUACAACAUCUGGAUGCAUGUGGACGGUGCGUGGGGAGGAAGUCUGCUCAUGUCCCGGAGACACCGGUGGAAGCUGGAUGGUGUCGAAAGAGCCAAUUCGGUGACUUGGAACCCACACAAGAUGAUGUCGGUGCCGCUGCAGUGUUCUGCCCUGCUGGUGCGCGAGGAGGGCCUGAUGCAGAACUGCAACCAGAUGCACGCCUGCUACCUGUUCCAGCAAGACAAGCAAUACGACCUGUCCUACGACACCGGAGACAAGGCGCUGCAGUGCGGACGCCACGUGGACAUCUUCAAGCUGUGGCUCAUGUGGAGAGCCAAGGGCACCAUCGGGUUUGAGGCGCAGAUCGACAAAUGUCUGGAGCUAUCCGAGUAUCUGUACAACAAAAUCAAGGACAGGGAAGGCUACCAGAUGGUCUUCGACGGAAAACCUCAACACACCAACGUUUGCUUCUGGUAUUUGCCGCCCGGCAUGCGCUACAUGGACGACAAAGAAGAGAAGAAGAAACGCUUGCACAAGGUGGCGCCUGUGAUUAAGGCGCGUAUGAUGGAGUACGGGACCACCAUGGUGAGCUACCAGCCGCAGGGCGACAAGGUCAACUUCUUCCGCAUGGUCAUCUCCAAUCCAGCCGCCACCUUCGAGGACAUCGACUUCCUCAUCGAAGAAAUCGAGCGUCUGGGUCAGGAUCUAUAAAAGAACUGGCUGCAAUUGACCAUCCUCAAUGUAACUUGCUCCAUUUUAUUUCCUCUCAAACAAAAAUUAUAUUUGCCAUUUUCAAGUUAUAUACAGUGAACCCCCUGCCCCUUUACUGCGGCCAUGUUCCAGACCCAAUUGUGAUCGGUCGACAUUUGCAAUAUGGAGAUGUAUACAUUUUUUUUCUAUUGUUCAUCACUCCCGCACUUUUUAAAAUGUAGACAUAAAAUUAAAAAAAAAAAAAAUAGUUUCAAGUUAAAAAAAAAAAGCAACAUUAAAAGUCCACUAGCUUAAUGCUAACAUAUAAUAAGAAACACAAUAGACGGCCUGCUGGAAAUUAGCAUUAAUCACACUGCAUCUCUUUCAGUGUACCGCAGUGUUGCACCACAUGUGGCACAAAGUGGUACUACACUGAAGUACCACAAAUUUGGAUUUGCCUGCAUACUGCAAAAGCGAUUGCUUCACAAUCGGGGAUACAGCUGGGGGCGCAAACGAUGAACUGCGGUUUACUGGGGGUACACUGUAUAGAUAUAUAAAUAUGUGUACAUAUACAUAUAUCUCUAUAUUACGUAUGCUAGCUUUGUUGUGGACUGAUGUGGUCCAAAGCUUUGUACAAGUGCUUGUCCGCCUUUUUCCGCUAGUGUUGUCCCGACCAAAAACGUGCGAAUCGGUGUAACUUAAACUGUGCUAAUAUGUGAUAAUGUGCAAUAAGUCCACAAUUAUUAAUACUCUGUUUUAUAAUCAUUUAUGACGACGAUGUGAUGAUGUGCCAUAAGUGUCUGUGUCCUUUAGCGUAAAUGGCAUUUGUAAGUCAUUUUUAAACAAAGCACCUAGCCUUCCUUGCCUCGGCAUAAUCAACUUCCAUCGGAUCCCGCCCUAGUGCUAGCCCCUGUGGCUAAUUUGCUAAUGCUAAUGAAGCACCCGUGACAUCAACUGGCAAAAAGUGAUCAUGUAAAAUGCGACCCGAGUGGCUCACUGUUGUGAAACAAGUAUACGGAGUUUGCUUCCUGGCUAAUGUGAGAGCUAAACAUGUUGGCUAACACUAAAGAAUUAGCAGGCACUGGUUCCAGAACUAGUUACAAACUAACAUAAAAAAA